Molecule: messenger RNA, 1187 nt
Organism: Aegilops tauschii subsp. strangulata
Lineage: Eukaryota; Viridiplantae; Streptophyta; Magnoliopsida; Poales; Poaceae
Source: RefSeq, a predicted model, not a curated record
AUUGGAUCUAUAUUCUGAAGGUCUGAACUUUCCUGUUACAAAUUUUAUUGAAUCUGAAGAAUAGUUACUCAUCAUGGAUGAUUCCCAUGAUAAAAUGCUCUUGUUUCUAAUAUGCAGGAAUAAAUGUCCUGUGUGGUGUCGGAAUGCUCGCAUGGUACACCGGUGUGCUGCUGCACUGUUGCCUAGACAGCAAGGAAGGGCUUCAGACAUACCCGGAUAUCGCUGCCUUCGGCACCACCGGUGGCAUAGCCAUCUCGAUAAUCCUGUAUGUGGAACUAUAUGCCUGCUGCAUCGAGUAUUUGAUACUGGAAAGCGACAAUUUAUCCAAGUUGUUCCCCAAUGUACACCUUAACAUUGGGGGCUUGACGAUAAACUCGCAUGUGUUCUUCGCAAUCUUGAUGACGCUUGUUGUCAUGCCGACCACCUGGCUCCGUGACCUCACCUGUCUGAGCUAUAUUUCUGCUGGAGGUGUGGUUGCAUCAAUCCUUGCAGUCAUCAGCUUAUGCUGGAUUGGGGUUGUCGACCAUGUCGGCUUUGAGAACAAAGGGACUGCGUUAAACCUCCCGGGAAUUCCUAUUGCGAUUGGACUGUACGGUUACUGCUACUCGGGGCACGGGGUGUUCCCAAACAUCUACUCUUCUCUGAGGAAUCGCAACCAGUUUCCUUCCAUUCUUUUCACCUGCAGGUUCUCUACCAUUUUGUUUACUGCCACUGCGGUGAUGGGAUACAAAAUGUUCGGCGAAUCGACCGAGUCUCAGUUCACCCUCAACUUACCGGAGAAUUUUGUGGUUUCCAAGAUUGCCGUUUGGGCUACGGUGGCUAAUCUGAUAACCAAAUAUGCAUUGACCAUAACCCCACUGGCCAUGAGUCUGGAAGAGUUGCUGCCGCGAAGCCUGCAGAAGUACUCCAACAUAUUCAUACUUAGAUCAGCCCUGGUGGUGUCAACCCUCAGCAUUGCUCUGUCAGUUCCCUUUUUGGUAACACUUGUGAUGGCUCUCAUUGGUUCUUUAUUCGCCAUGCUUGUGACCUACAUUCUGCCUUGUGUCUGCUUUCUGGCCAUCCUUAAGGCAAAAGCGACUUGGUAUCAGACUGCGACAUGCUCAUUCAUCAUCGCAGUAGUGGUUACCUGCGCCUGCGUGGGGACAUACUCAUCCCUCUCCGGGAUUGUCCAGAACUACGCCACCUAA